Messenger RNA from Umbelopsis ramanniana AG, 1688 nucleotides. RefSeq lists its product as uncharacterized. Gene Ontology annotation, biological process: chromatin remodeling; regulation of transcription by RNA polymerase II. Gene Ontology annotation, molecular function: transcription coregulator activity. Bases 55 to 1518 code for a protein of 487 amino acids. Lineage: Eukaryota; Fungi; Mucoromycota; Umbelopsidomycetes; Umbelopsidales; Umbelopsidaceae. The record is from RefSeq and is a predicted model, not a curated record. Gene Ontology annotation, cellular component: nucleus; nuclear chromosome. The transcript is spliced from 6 exons.
CAGCAGUUCACAGCGAUUUCCACGCACUCACUUUACUUCGCAGCCCAUGCAAGAAUGGACAUUCAUACUCGAUAUGCUGCGUAUUCAAGUCUACCACCCGCUUCGACGAGCCAUGCUGCUGGACGAAAUAUUUUGACACCGUCUGUAAGAAGCAUAACGAUUGAAACGCCACUUCAAAAGAAAAAUCUCGGUCACUACAUUCAAAAAGACACAGAAUAUCAAAACAUUCUUAAUAAGCAACGAAAUGAGCAUAUACAACUUGCCAAACAAAAGAAAGGGGACAUAGAGAUGUACAAUAUCGAAAAAGACUAUCGACACCGCCUCCAAAGUCAUUAUUUCGGUCCUGGCUACCGGGGACCUGGCAACGUCCCAACCAACGGACCAAGCCAAAUCUUAUAUCCAAUGCAAAGACCGAAGCGAUUCAAAAGCAGCGAGCUUCGAGUAGGUGUCGCAUAUUCACGAGAGCAAAAUCAGAAGGAAGAAAGGCUGGUCCCCAUACGAAUUGAUUUAGAAGCAGAAGGAUAUCGCUUGAGCGACACAUUUACUUGGAAUUUGAACGAAACGGUCAUUACACCGGAGGCAUUUGCUGCGGUUUUGUGCGAUGAUUUAAGUCUACCUGCUCCCUUAUUUGCCACGGAUAUUGCCAAAGCUAUACGCGAGCAAACCGAAGACUACUAUCUCCAUGCUCCAACUAUAUCAGAAUCGAACGAAAAUUCACCACCAUGUCGUCAACUACAAGAAGCUGCCUCGUUGGGUCUGGAACUACGGACAGUUAUUAAGCUUGACAUCACAGUAGGAAAUCGUGCGUUGAUCGAUCAAUUUGAAUGGGAUAUUGCUAGCCAGAACAAUUCCCCAGAGCAGUUUGCUGACAUACUGGCCACUGACCUUGGCUUGGGCGGCGAAUUCAAAACUGCCAUUGCACAUUCGAUACGCGAACAAGUUCACGUAUAUAUGAAGUCACUACUUCUCACUGGGUAUGAAUUUGACGGAUCACCUGUGGACGAUGAUGAACUGAAGCAAGUUUUCCUGCCUCGGGUGAAAAAAAGUAUCAGAAAUGACGACGUGUCAGUGCAAUUCACUCCUGUUAUAUUACAUCUCACCGACCCUGAAGUGGAAAAGAUAGAGCGGGAUCGUAUGCGUGAAACAAGACGGAAGCGACGGCAAAAGCGAAGCCGUAGAGGAGUCACCGUGCCGGACAGAGAACCCCAAAAAACGCACCGUACAGGUCGAGCGUCUGCACCGCAGCUGGAGCUCAAUGAAGAUCAAAUGUUGGGCGAAUUAAGCGACCAAGGCACACCUGGAAAUUAUGGCUACACACAGACCAUGUCGAUGAGAUCAAGCACGUCCCAGCGAAAGAGUGCUCAACAAGCAAGAGCGAGCAUUGCUGCUGAUGCUGCCAUGAAUAACUCCCCAGGAUACCCCGUUUCAAGACACCCUGACCAUCUCUCCAUGGCUUUAGGAAUGGGCAAUCGAUUAAUGCUCACUGGGCGACCUACCCAUAGUAAUAGACCGUAUUGAACCGCAUUCACUAAAUAGUGCUCAUCAAAAAGCAUCCUGUUAUACAAUGUACAUCCCCCCACUGUUUUCCUAAAUUGUAUUAUUCAUUGACAAGUGUCGAGAGUUUAUUGGUGAAUAUGUAAAAGUGUUGCAGGAUGUCGGCAAGUCUAGAGAGAAAAGAAGCGUACAAA